CACUACCUCAAAUGUCAUUUGCUCAAGGGACGGUAAAUUUGCUGUCGCUCCAGCAUUAGAAGAAGUUGCUUUGUGGGAUUUAAAAAAAGGAAUUUUGAAACGAAAAUGGCUUGACAUUAAUAAUAAAGCAGAAGUAACUGCUAUAGUAAAAAAUCCAAAAAAUGACGAUUAUGCUGUUGGGCAGGUAUUUUUUAUGCUGAUGGAUCAAUUCGAAUAUGGUCCAUUGAAAAACCAACUUUCUCCCUUGUUUUCAAUGGUCACCGAG
Molecule: messenger RNA, 265 nt
Organism: Racocetra persica
Lineage: Eukaryota; Fungi; Glomeromycota; Glomeromycetes; Diversisporales; Gigasporaceae
Source: the annotation of a GenBank genome assembly